CAGAAAGAAGAGCAAAGUUCGUCUGAAUGACCAACUCAUACCAAAGCCGAGUGAUGUAAAUAUGAUGGAAAAAAUGAUCAAAAUUGCAACACCAAAGCAACAUCCCUAUUCAUCCCAUAUCUCCAAGUUUGCAAUGUUCCCAUCCUACCGCUCUCCAGAUGAUCCUGAAACAGGAGUCAGAGCUGCUUCCAAACCUUUCCUCAACCCCCUGAUCCCAAACAGAGCACCAGAUGUCACUCUGCUGAGCAAAACUAUUGGUAGUCCAUUCAGACAUGAGAUCUUGGAGAACCCCAUUAACAACAGUAAGAAAGCUGUAAUGUGGACCGGUGAAUGCGGCUUCUUGGAACAUACAAAGCCACUAAAGGGAGGGAACCAGGUCUUCUACCCGACUCCUCCUAAGACAGUGCUGCCCAACCCAAAACUCCGGGACUGGGAUUUGGCUUUGUCAGAGCGGACGAGUAACAUGCUGAAAAACUUGGAGAAGUCACACCGGCUCACCUCUUACCAAAUAAACUACACAGGAUCGGGGCCAGCAAACCCUCUGAUGAUUGAUGAUUUCAAGGAAAAAAUGAGUGAUCCUCCCGGGAUGGAUUUAAUGCCACUGCAAAAGGAUGUCGAGAACAACAAAGGGGGUCUGAAGGGAGAGGAACCUUUAGUUCUGCUGCUGAACUCCCAAAUCUAUCUCAAUCUCCAAACCACGGCACUACUUCAGCUACUUCAAAUCAACCCAGGCCACUAG
This is a messenger RNA of Notolabrus celidotus (New Zealand spotty), 739 nucleotides long. RefSeq lists its product as uncharacterized. Bases 62 to 739 code for a protein of 225 amino acids. NCBI's taxonomy places the organism in Eukaryota, Metazoa, Chordata, Actinopteri, Labriformes, Labridae. The record is from RefSeq and is a predicted model, not a curated record. Gene Ontology annotation, cellular component: centrosome. The transcript is spliced from 7 exons.